Molecule: messenger RNA, 672 nt
Organism: Arachis duranensis
Lineage: Eukaryota; Viridiplantae; Streptophyta; Magnoliopsida; Fabales; Fabaceae
Product: vestitone reductase-like
Exons: 2
Coding region: 97-672 (191 amino acids)
Biological process (GO): steroid biosynthetic process
Molecular function (GO): 3-beta-hydroxy-Delta5-steroid dehydrogenase (NAD+) activity
Source: RefSeq, a predicted model, not a curated record
UGAGAGAAAAAAGUACAAAGAACCUGGAUAUAUUUCCUAUGUACUCAACUAUCUUUUUUUCCCCCUUCAUAUCCAUUGAGUUUAAGCCAUCUACAUAUGCAAGAGAGAAAGUGUGAGAUUGAGAACAUGGAAGAAAGUAAAGGAAGAGUGUGUGUGACUGGAGGCACAGGGUUUAUAGGUUCAUGGAUCAUCAAGAACCUCCUUCAACAUGGUUACUCUGUUAAUACCACUCUCAGAUCCAACCCAGAACACAAGAGAGACAUUAGCUUUCUUACUAAUUUGCCUGGAGCAUCACAAAAUCUUCAAAUUCUGAGUGCUGAUCUCAGCAAUCCAGAAAGUUUCGGUGCAGCCAUUGAAGGGUGCAUUGGAGUUUUCCAUGUUGCAAGCCCAAUGGAAUUUGAAUUAAAAGAACCUGAAGAAGUUAUGAUAAAAAGAACCACUGAUGGAGCAGUAGGAAUUCUCAAGGCAUGUCUCAAUUCCAAAACUCUGAAGAGAGUAAUCUAUACUUCAAGUUCCUCUGCUGUUUUGUACCAUAACAGUGGCAAAGAUGAUAAUGAAGAAGUUGUGUUGGAUGAGAGUUUUUGGAAUGAUGUGGAUUACCUUAGAGCAUCAAAGAUGAAUGGUUGGUUGUAUUAUGUUUCUAAGACACUCACAGAAAAAAUUAUUAAUUGA